This is a messenger RNA of Saccoglossus kowalevskii, 1080 nucleotides long. Its product is annotated as protein artemis-like. The record is from RefSeq and is a predicted model, not a curated record. Gene Ontology annotation, biological process: telomere maintenance; double-strand break repair via nonhomologous end joining; interstrand cross-link repair. Gene Ontology annotation, molecular function: damaged DNA binding; 5'-3' DNA exonuclease activity. Lineage: Eukaryota; Metazoa; Hemichordata; Enteropneusta; Harrimaniidae.
AUGGCAGGUUCUUGCAUUCAUUGUGGAGAUGAGUUCCAGAAGAAAGUUAAAGGGUAUCGCAGGCAAUCCAUUGCAUCUAGACUUAAAACCUCGGAAACUGUUGACAAUGCAUUAGUGAAUGUUCUAAAGCUGAAACCCAUUACCCCGUUGGCUUGUUGUCUCUUUCCGCAUAAUAUUGAGGAGCAUUGGUGCUUGCAUGUGAAAUUCUACUGUUCUGAUGUAACCAAAGAGUUACUGAUUGCCAACUCCAAGUAUACUUAUCUGAAAGAGUAUAUCAUAACAUUGUCGCUAGAGAACCCAACCUCAAUAACUUUGAAGGAUGAGAAACAAGGAAAGGAUGAUAAGUUACUCGUCACAAUGUUUGCUGCUGGUCAUUGUCCUGGUUCAGUUAUGUUUCUGUUUGAAGGUAGUCAUGGCAAUGUGUUGUAUACAGGUGAUUUCAGAUUGGCUAAAGGAGAAGCAAAAAGAAUGCAUCUUUUACAUUCUGGAUCAAGAGUUAAAGAUAUUAAAAGUAUCUACUUAGAUACAACUUUCUGUUCACCCGACGUCAUGCAUUUACCUUCUAGGGUAGAGUGUCUUCAAGCCCUCAUAGAACUAGUUGAUGGAUGGAUUUAUCAAAGCCCUAAACACAUGGUGAGAUUGACUUGUAAAGCCAAGUAUGGAUACGAGUAUCUAUUUGUUGAACUCAGUAAACAUUUCAAUAUGCAGAUUCAUGUUUCUGUCAAUCACUUCUCGUAUUACAACAAAGUUCCUGAUGUUUCGCAAUAUCUGACGACAGAAGGCAAAACAACACAGAUCCAUGCUUGUAAAUGGGAGGAUUGUAAACUGGAAGAAACUGCUUCAGUUCUUGUUAUACAGCCCUCAACAAUGUGGUUUAUUUAUAACGCAAAGCCAGGAGUUGUAAAAAAGCUGGAUACACACAAGUAUAGAGUAUGUUUUUCAUUUCAUUCGUCAUGUAGUGAGAUCAGAGAUUUUGUUGGGUACCUUUGUCCUGAGAAUGUAUACCCUAAUGUCAUUCCUGUUGGUUGUAGCGAAGAGGUGGUCGUCAACAGGUCACUUGUUUUGAUGUCUCCAUAUUGA